AUGCAGGAAGCCAUUAGUUCGAUUGCUCUCCCUACUACAUUAGCGAGUAGUGAAAGCGGCAGCGGUAGUUCGAUGGAUACAAAUUCACAGCAGCAGAAUUCUAACUUUCUUUCUGCUUUUCACUGUCAAAUUUGUCUUCAACCUUUCCAUUUCAAAAAGCGAACACCUAAAGUGUUACCUUGUGGACACAAUUUCUGCAAGCAUUGCAUUUUAUCUCUUUGUUAUCACCAACAGUAUUAUUUGUUGGAUUCCAUUGAUUGUCCUACAUGUCGUACCAAAUUCAGCACUUCAAUAGCCAUUUCAGCUCCAAACAAUCACAUUCUUUGCCAAAGGCUCAAAGAAAAUCAGUUAAAAAAGAAAGAAAAUAUCAGUGAUACUAACAUUACUGUUAUUCAUGUUGCUGAUAGCAAUCCUGUCAUUACAAACAGAUGCUCAGAAUCUCGCUCAACAUUCUGCUACUCUCAAGAAGCAAAAGUUUGUGGAAAGUCAAAGUUACUACUUUGCUUUGACUGCUUGCAAACUUUAGAUAUUAAGAAGUAUAAGAAGGAAGCAAGAUUUUGUGAAAAAUGCUUCAGUUCCAAAAAUAAUGAUGAUACACUGCAAAUAAUAUGUUUGGAAUGUUGCGUGAAUCGACACAACGGACAUGACUUGGUUACUUUGAGUGAAAUUGAGAAUGAACAAGUCAAACUUAUCAAAAACUUGCACAAUUUACAACAAAGCAUUAAAGAAAUAGGCAUUUGGAUAGAGAGUAGUUUGCGAAUUCUUAAAGAGCAUACAAUCCUGCCUACAAAUGAAUACAACGCGCUAUGUAGUACGAAGAAGAAUUUGGAAAAAGAAUGCGCAGCUGAUAUGAGAUUUGCUUUAUCGGUUUUAGAAAAUUGUGGCCAAAUUCCAUUACCGCCUGGAGCGCUAGAACGCAUGCGGCAGCAUCAGUACCACAACUUUGCUAAACUACAUAAACUGCUACAUUUCAUUGAGAUAUUUGACAGUGAUGAAUUGAUAGUUUCGAUAAAUUUACUUUCAGUCUUAUCUUCAACAUCCAUCAACCAUUCCUCAGCACAUCAAACACGAACUUCUUUUUUGAACAAUCCUUCUGAUGUUCGUUCGGCUACAGAAGCAAUUUCUACGGUACUAACAGUAGCAUGCAGUCGCGAAUUUCGUUCACGAAACAAACAAAAAAUUGAGAUGGUUGAAAACACGUUAAAAAUGAUGCAAAAAAACUCUACCAAAGUAGAUCAACGAGUAGCAAUGUUGAGUUGCGCAAAACAACUACGUGAAUUUAUCGAUGAGACUUGUAGCAAGCAGUCAAUGCUACUUUUCAUAGAUGCAUACUUGCACAUAUUUUAUCACUUAAAUUAUUUGGUUACUCGAUUUUCGUCUACUGAAAAUGAUCGAAACUUAGCAGAAAUAACGCGAUGGAAUAUUUGGAAAUUAGUACAGUUAGUGUACAGUGAUUUAAUGAGAUCUGCUGCUAAGCAUUGGCAGAGUAUUGAAAGUGAACGGGUAGACUUGGUAGAUGAUCUGUCUUUCCUCUGCUCAUUAUACUCAGACGUAAGUGAUGAGGCAACCAUCACUAUAUGUAUGAUUGAAGCUGCUCGAGCUCGAGCUGCUGUUGCUGCUGCUGCUGCUGCUGAUAGCAUAAAUUUAAUUGACGAACAUCUACUGGAAUGCCGUCGAGUGCAAAAACUUCAGCAAUUACGUGAAUCCACGUCACAAAAACCAAGAAAAUAUAUUUCUGCGCAGUGGCAGUCAAUGAAAUAUAUGCGUAAACUUCUUCUGGCUUGUUUUUUCAAAUCAUCAUCAUUACAUCACUGA
Thelazia callipaeda (thelaziosis nematode) is the source of this 1815-nucleotide messenger RNA. The record is from the annotation of a GenBank genome assembly. Lineage: Eukaryota; Metazoa; Nematoda; Chromadorea; Rhabditida; Thelaziidae.